UAUCCAAUUCACGAUUUACAGAAAUGUUAUAUAGAAAUGAAAGGUAAAUGAAAAUGAUAAUUGUAAGCAUAAUAGAAAUUACUGUGAACUGACAUUUCAAACGAUCGAAUAAUCUGACCUCAGUUGACCCUACCUCAGUUAUGAAUCAACGUGUGUCUUCUCUGUCAUUAAAUACUAUUAAGUUCCUGACUAUAUAUAUCUUCCCAUAUGGUCUAGCGGUUAGGAUUCCUGGUUUUCACCCAGGCGGCCCGGGUUCGACUCCCGGUAUGGGAACAACUGUUUUAUUUUUCAUGUACAUGUAGAAAAAAAUUUCAUUUACAGAAAAUAAUUAAAUAUUAACAAAAAGCAUAGACAACGCUCAACAGACUCCUAAUUGUGUUUGUUUUAGUAUUAGGCAAAGGUAAAUCGAAGAAAGAGUAAUUUCAUAUUUUGCCAACUAAUAUUACACAAAGCUUGCAGCGAUUGAUGAAGAAAAAGUCAACAACAGAUAUUGAAAUAUAUUUAUAUAUAUCCGAAUGUGACGAAUAUAAAAAAUAUGGACUGUAUUUACACUGUUGUUGCUGGGAGAAAAACUGUCUGCGUCAUCACUGAUGGCCGAGUCAAACAGGACGUGUGAAAUCUGCGACGGACCUCCCCGAGUCCCGACUUUGCUCUGAGGUUGAGCCGAGCGGCUUUUGCCGGUUGAGAUAAUCGGGUUCCUCUUCAGCUCGGUGCCGAAGCUCCGGGGCUGUCUGUAUGAACGACACUAUGGCCGCGUCCUCACACCGGAUAACACUGGGGCCGUUGGUUGCAGCCAUCGACCAGGGGACGAGCUCCACUCGAUUUCUGGUGUUCAAUUCAAAGACAGCAGAGCUCCUCAGCCAUCAUCAGGUGGAAAUCAAACAGAGCUUUCCCAAAGAAGGAUGGGUGGAGGAGGACCCCAAAGAAAUUCUGCAGUCGGUGUACGAGUGCAUGGAGCGGACGUGCGAAAAGCUCACUCUGCUCAACAUAGACAUCUCAAAUAUCAAAGCUAUUGGAGUGACCAACCAAAGAGAGACCACGCUUGUCUGGGACAAAGAGACAGGUGAACCCCUCUACAAUGCAAUCGUUUGGCUGGACCUGCGGACUCAAUCGACAGUUGAACGUCUUAUUAAUAAAACCCCCGGGAGGAAUAAGAACCAUUUGAAGCAUAAAACGGGGCUCCCCAUCAGCACCUACUUCAGUGCAGUGAAACUCCGCUGGCUGAUGGACAACGUGGAAGAGGUCCGCGACGCCGUCGUGUCUCACCGCGCCAUGUUUGGCACCGUGGACUCCUGGCUCAUUUGGUGUUUGACUGGGGGCAAGUCGGGUGGAGUCCACUGCACAGAUGUGACCAACGCCAGCAGAACCAUGCUGUUUAACAUUCACACUUUGGACUGGGACCCAGAACUUUGCAAAUAUUUUGGUAUUCCCAUGGAGAUCUUGCCCAGAGUGAGGAGUUCCUCAGAAAUAUACGGCCUCAUGAAAAUAUGUUCUAGCCGGAAAUCUGGAGCUCUAUCAGGUAUUCCCAUUUCAGGGUGUCUUGGCGACCAGUCAGCGGCUCUGGUUGGACAGAUGUGUUUUCAGGACGGCCAAGCUAAAAACACGUACGGAACUGGCUGCUUUCUCCUGCUUAACACUGGAGCCAAGCCUGUGAUAUCUGACCACGGUCUUCUGACCACUGUGGCGUACAAACUUGGUCGGGACAAACCUGCCUGCUAUGCACUAGAGGGCUCUGUAGCCAUCGCGGGAGCUGUGGUUCGUUGGCUGCAGGACAAUCUGGGGAUCAUCGGAUCGUCUGAGGAGCUUGAGAAGUUGGCUGCAUCAGUCGGCACAUCCUACGGUUGCUACUUUGUGCCCGCCUUUUCGGGUCUGUACGCACCGUACUGGGAGCCCAGUGCAAGAGGGAUCAUAUGUGGGUUAACUCAGUUUACCAAUAAGAGUCACCUCGCGUUCGCUGCACUGGAAGCAGUCUGUUUCCAGACCCGAGAGAUACUGGACUCCAUGAAUCAGGACAGCGGCAUCCCGCUGACUCAGCUCCAGGUCGACGGAGGAAUGACAUCCAACAGACUGCUGAUGCAGCUGCAGGCCGACAUUCUCUGCAUCCCUGUUGUGAAGCCGUCCAUGCCCGAGACCACGGCGCUCGGCGCGGCGAUGGCAGCCGGAGCAGCGGAGGGGGUGAGCGUGUGGAGUCUGAGCCCGGAGGACCUGAGCGAAGUCACGUCAGAGAAGUUCGAGCCUCAGAUCAACCCUGAAGAGAGUGAGUUGAGGUAUGCGCGGUGGAAGAAGGCGGUUCAGAGAUCUAUGAACUGGGAGACGAUGGAACCUGUUGGAAGUGAAAACGGUGAAACUAGCAUCUUCAGCAGCGUCCCCCUGGGCUUCUACAUCAUGGGCAGCAUGUUGAUGUUAAUCGGAGCAAAAUUCCUUGCAGGUCAGUGUCCACCUCAGCCACAACUAGGCUCCGACUUGUGGUGGGGGGAAAAACUAAAAAACGCUCUUGGUGCUUCACCACCACUUCCAACUACCAUUCCAGAAGAAGGUCGCUCUUGCUGAAUCUCACCACCGACUGGUACGACAACAAUUAGGAAAUGACAUGGGAUCGUGGGACUAUUUUUCGCAUCGUUUUAAAUUCAGACUUAUCAUUCUGCAUACGCAGUUUCUUUUAUUUUUACACUAUUGAUACAGUAUGAUUUGUAGAAGUUCUACCCAUGGUGGUGUCUAAUUAACAUAACUUUUUGUGAUUCAUCAUGUCACUGUUACCUUUGAACGAUCUCCCAACGGUCAUCUUGUGAUGUUGUAUUGUUCAAGACACUAUGAGCUCGACAGAGGGGAGCUAUAUACCAACAAGAGGCUUUAUUGUGUAUAUAUAUGUAGAAAGUGUGAAAACAAGGGAUGGAAGGACCACAACUUUUGGUGAAAGUGACGUUCUUUAACAUUAUUUAAUAUCUGUUAAAAGUGAAUGAAUGUAUUCUGUAAUGGGCGAAUAUGCAAUGAAGGGCAAUGAUAAGGAAUUGGGAGUCGAUUUCGGUGAUGAUUAUAUGAUAUGUGAAGGGAUUCUAUGGUUAAUUUGCUGUCCCUGAGUAAAUUAUUUAAAAGUGAGUAAAAGAAUCUCAGUAUUUAUUUUAUUGCUCGACAUUUGUCAUAUUUGUCUACUGUGUGCGUCAGUAAGAAAGAAAGAAAGUGAGUGCUUCCAUUUGAACGGGUUUUUUUAUUUUACAAAUUGGUUUAAUGUUUUUUCUGGGUAGUUAUGCACUUACAUAUUAAAAGUGCACAGUCCUUGGAAGGUACUGUAUGAUAUCAGUCAAUGUAAAGGAUUAAAGUGCACUUUUGGGAUAAAAACACAGUUUCCUAAUGGGUAUUCAUUAAUGGAUUGAAUUCAAUGGCAUUGAUAUUUGAUUGAAGUGUUUAAAAUAAUUUAAGAAGAUACAUGCACUUAAAAUGACCACAUGCAUGAAAUCUGUUGAGGUGCUGAACAAAUUAAAGGGGCAUGUAAACCCAAUUCGGAUAUUACAGAUGUGCUGAUGCUGAAAUGUUGGAUUAAGUCGGAAAUGUGUUUGCUUUAACAUGAGGAAACUGUCAGCGUAUGUUGUCAGUUCUUAGGCAUGUAAGAAGGUUGUAUGAGAGAAUAAAUGUAAUUAAAAAUGAA
Molecule: messenger RNA, 3643 nt
Organism: Scophthalmus maximus (turbot)
Lineage: Eukaryota; Metazoa; Chordata; Actinopteri; Pleuronectiformes; Scophthalmidae
Gene: gk
Product: glycerol kinase
Exons: 21
Coding region: 736-2550 (604 amino acids)
Biological process (GO): glycerol-3-phosphate biosynthetic process; glycerol metabolic process; triglyceride metabolic process
Cellular component (GO): mitochondrion
Molecular function (GO): glycerol kinase activity
Source: RefSeq, a predicted model, not a curated record